Messenger RNA from Arvicola amphibius (Eurasian water vole), 2085 nucleotides. It is a transcript of the gene Melk, whose product is annotated as maternal embryonic leucine zipper kinase. Gene Ontology annotation, molecular function: protein serine/threonine kinase activity; tau-protein kinase activity; ATP binding. Gene Ontology annotation, biological process: protein phosphorylation; intracellular signal transduction; microtubule cytoskeleton organization. The record is from RefSeq and is a predicted model, not a curated record. Lineage: Eukaryota; Metazoa; Chordata; Mammalia; Rodentia; Cricetidae. The transcript is spliced from 18 exons. The coding region runs from base 154 to 2085 and encodes 643 amino acids. Gene Ontology annotation, cellular component: cytoplasm.
CUUGAAUUCCGUAAAGAUUCCCACCGACUCCUUUCUGUUUCAGCUUUGCUGGGUUCUGCGGCGGCUGCUUCGACCUUCUGUUCGGUUCUGUCCCGCCGAGCCUGCCGCCCUUCAGAUUCUUUUUGUCAUUUUGAAGAAACUUUUAGGUGGACUAUGAAAGAUUAUGAUGAACUUCUCAAAUACUAUGAAUUAUAUGAAACUAUUGGGACAGGUGGCUUUGCAAAGGUCAAACUUGCCUGUCAUAUCCUCACUGGAGAAAUGGUAGCUAUAAAAAUCAUGGAUAAAAAUGCACUAGGGAGUGAUUUACCCCGAGUCAAAAUCGAGAUUGAUGCCCUGAAGAAUCUGAGACAUCAGCAUAUAUGUCAGCUCUACCAUGUGCUGGAGACAAAAAACAAAAUAUUCAUGGUUCUUGAGUACUGUCCGGGAGGAGAGCUGUUCGACUACAUCAUCUCCCAGGAUCGCCUGUCGGAAGAGGAGACCCGAGUCGUCUUCCGUCAGAUACUGUCUGCAGUUGCUUACGUGCACAGCCAGGGCUAUGCCCACAGGGACCUCAAACCAGAAAAUUUAUUGUUUGAUGAAUAUCAUAAAUUAAAGCUGAUUGACUUUGGUCUCUGUGCAAAACCCAAGGGCAACAAGGACUACCAUCUACAGACAUGCUGUGGGAGUCUUGCUUAUGCAGCACCUGAACUAAUACAAGGCAAAUCGUAUCUUGGAUCAGAGGCAGAUGUUUGGAGCAUGGGCAUCCUCUUGUAUGUGCUUAUGUGCGGAUUUCUACCGUUUGAUGAUGAUAAUGUCAUGGCUUUGUACAAGAAGAUUAUGAGAGGGAAAUACGAUGUUCCUAAGUGGCUCUCUCCCAGUAGCAUUCUGCUUCUCCAACAGAUGCUGCAGGUGGACCCAAAGAAACGGAUUUCUAUGAAAAAUCUCUUGAACCAUCCCUGGAUCAUGCAAGAUUACAACUGUCCUGUCGAGUGGCAAAGCAAGACGCCUUUGAUUCACCUUGAUGAUGAUUGCAUAACAGAACUUUCUGUACAUCACCGCAACAACAGGCAAACAAUGGAGGAUUUAAUCUCAUUGUGGCAAUAUGAUCACCUCACAGCCACCUACCUUCUGCUUUUAGCCAAGAAGUCUCGAGGGAAGCCAGCUCGUUUACAGCUUCCCUCUUUCUCCUGUGGGACGUCCAGCGCCACUCCAAAGUCAAAGAAUCUGAGCCUGGAAGAUAUGACCACAAGUGCUGAUAGCUGUGUGGCUGGAUUAAAAGACUCUGAACUGUGUGAAGAUAAUUUAUCAGUUCCCCAGACACCACAGGUUACCAAGCAUUGGGCAGAGUCAAAUGAUAAGGCAUCUCAGUCACCAGCUCCUGCAGUAUGCAGAGCAUUGGCAAAUAAAUUAAAGGACAAAGAGAAUGUGUACACUCCCAGGUCUGCUGUGAAGGAUGAAGAGCACUUCGUGUGCCCUGAGCCAAGGACUCCAGUUAGUAAGAACCAGUAUAAGAGAGAAAUGCUCACUUCGCCAAACCGUUACACGACGCCUACAAAAGCUAGAAACCAGUGCCUGAGAGAAGCCCCAGUCAGAACACCAGGGAAUUCCGCAGGGACAGACACAUUAACAACGGGUGUCAUUAGCCCUGAGAGGCGGUGCCGCUCAAUGGACGUGGAUCUCAACCAGGCACAUAUGGAGGAUACCCCUAAGAGGAAAGGAGCCACUGUGUUUGGAAGCCUUGAGAGAGGACUGGAUAAGGUUCUUACUGCACUUACUAGGAGCAAGAAGAGGGGCUCUGCCAAAGAUGGUCCAAGAAGGCGAAAGCUGCACUAUAAUGUGACGACAACCAAACUGCUGAACCCUGACCAGCUCCUGAAUGAAAUAAUGGCCGUGCUGCCCAAGAAGCACGUGGACUUCGUGCAGAAAGGUUACACACUCAAGUGUCAAACGCAGUCUGAUUUUGGCAAAGUGACAAUGCAGUUUGAAUUAGAAGUGUGCCGGCUCCAGAAGCCGGACGUGGUGGGCAUCAGGAGGCAUCGGCUAAAGGGUGAUGCUUGGGUUUACAAGAGAUUGGUGGAAGAUAUCCUGUCUAGCUGCAAGAUGUAA